UGGAAUAGAUUAUUUUGACAGGAAAAUAAAAUAUUCUUCUUUUAUUAAUUUUCUAUUAUUUCAUGAAUAUAAUUUUUAUGUAUCUACAUGCAUAUAUCCGGAAACAGGGUUACAAAGUCUUCCACGAGUUCGACAAAGGUGAGAAGGGUCAUCACGACAAAGAGGAUCACAAGAAAGUGUACGACGAGAAGAAGGGGGAAAAAGAGAAGAAACACGAAGAGGAAGAUCACUACGAUGAAAGUCACCAGGACGAGGAAGGCGACAAAGGUGCAAAAUUCGACGAAGAGGGUAAACAUCAGAAAGGUUACAGCACCAAAGGAGAGCAUAGUGUCUUUAAAAAGGAUGAAUAUGAAAAGAAGCACGAUUUUUACGACGAAUAUCACGAGGAUGGGGAACAUGAGAAACAUGGCGGAUAUCAUCACGAGCACGAGGGCAAGAAAGGUGGACACGAGAAGAAGGGACACAGAGAUUCUGCUCGACGCGAGCAUCAUCAUGGUAAAAAGAAGCAUCACGAGGAGGGCCAUCAUCAUCGUAAGCAAAAAGGUCGAAAGCUCGAUGAAGGUCACAACAGUCAUCAUCAACAUGAUAGAAAAUAUGGAAAGAAGGGUGGACAUGAAUCGGGGAAGAAAUGGUUCGCCAGCAGUGGUCAUUAAAUUCUUAAAUGACGAAGUACGUCUUUUUGAAUACGUAUCACAUAUAAUAAUUUAUUGCUUGGCCAAUUACAGCCAUGAACAUGGACUUAGUUUUACGAUGUGCAAAUAUGAAUUCUUUAAA
Molecule: messenger RNA, 774 nt
Organism: Apis florea (little honeybee)
Lineage: Eukaryota; Metazoa; Arthropoda; Insecta; Hymenoptera; Apidae
Source: RefSeq, a predicted model, not a curated record